AUGAAGAUUAUUGCAUUUUACGCUUUAGUAAUCAGCUCAGCAUUUUCAAACGUCUUUGGAAGUUAUUUUGACUUCCCGACACCAAUCAAUCCCAGCGUUUUAAAAGAUGCAAAACCUGAUGAAAAAAUAAUUCCUAUUUCUGAUGUUACAGAAUUGAGCAAAUUUAAACGGGAGACUAACAAACCUUUUUAUCCCACAAUACCACCCGAGCAGGCGCAUCAUAAAGCAAAACGUGAAGAUAUUUACAGAAACGUUGUCCAACACAAACGAGAUAUACCAGUGCCUUUAGUGGCGAAACACAAACAUCCCGAAAUAUCUACUACUGGCAGUGACGAGAAACUCCCAAAUGAGGAAAGUGAAAUUGUUAAAUUACAAAGUGGCAACAACAACCACGAACACGACCCAAAUAAAUUAGAAACAACACACACAGAAUUACACACAGGACAUACAAGGGAAACUACGACAACUCAUCCGGUAAUUCUCCCGUUGGUUGUAACGGAAUUCACAGCCCAAGACUGUCGAGAACUAGGUUUUAUAAAGGGUCAGCUUAUGUGUUCAAGUUGUGAUAAAUUGGAUGAUUUUGCUUUAGAGGCUCUCAAACCCCAUUGUAAGGAGUGUUGUACCUUAGAUCAAUUGCCAGCAGCAGAUCGCCGAUACCCAAAGGCUAUUUUGGAAGUUUGUACGUGCAAGUUCCGGGCUUACCCACAAAUUCAGGCUUUUAUUAAAAGUGGUCGUCCGGCAAAGUUUCCAAAUUUGACAAUAAAAUAUGUUCGAGGUUUAGACCCCAUUGUAAAGUUAUUGGAUCACAGUGGCACGGUCCAGGAGACUCUUUCGAUUACAAAAUGGAAUACUGACACCGUUGAAGAGUUUUUUGAAACCCAUUUAGAGAAUGUGAAUGUGCCUGGAGGAAAGUCUUCGUUUGGUGUAAUCGAGGAGAAACACGAUGACGAUUAUUUAAAAACGAACAGAGUGUGA
Musca vetustissima is the source of this 975-nucleotide messenger RNA. RefSeq lists its product as uncharacterized. The record is from RefSeq and is a predicted model, not a curated record. The transcript has 4 exons. Gene Ontology annotation, cellular component: endoplasmic reticulum lumen. Gene Ontology annotation, molecular function: oxidoreductase activity. NCBI's taxonomy places the organism in Eukaryota, Metazoa, Arthropoda, Insecta, Diptera, Muscidae. The coding region runs from base 1 to 975 and encodes 324 amino acids.